Molecule: messenger RNA, 3334 nt
Organism: Mobula hypostoma (lesser devil ray)
Lineage: Eukaryota; Metazoa; Chordata; Chondrichthyes; Myliobatiformes; Myliobatidae
Gene: sgms1b
Product: sphingomyelin synthase 1b
Exons: 8
Coding region: 701-1951 (416 amino acids)
Biological process (GO): sphingomyelin biosynthetic process; ceramide biosynthetic process
Cellular component (GO): Golgi membrane; plasma membrane; endoplasmic reticulum membrane
Molecular function (GO): protein binding; sphingomyelin synthase activity; ceramide cholinephosphotransferase activity
Source: RefSeq, a predicted model, not a curated record
ACCAAACAGAUGCUUCAGGUUUUAGUUUUCUUCGUGUUACUUUAGUAGUAAUGUGAUGGUUCUGAACAAUUAGCUUUAUUACAACGGAAACUUCAGCUGUUUUAAUUAUUGGUUAGUUUAUAGUGACUGCUACCUUGUAUUACAUGGUUAUUUGAGUUUGAGGAAUUUUUAAAAUAGAUUAAACAAUGAUGCUGUAUUAUUGACUGUUGUAUGCUUUGAGGGUUCCAGUUAUCAAAAAUAAAUUGAAAGUUGGUAUUAUGAAUCUUCUGGCAGUAAAAAUCUAAGGUGUAGAUGUUUGCUGAGGAACAUAUCGUUGGUUUCUCUACCUACUACUAGCCGAAUGUUUGCCAUUUGCUGGAUUCAAGGUGCACUUUAGUAAAAGUUUAUCCAAAAGUACCAAAUUGUAACAGAGUACAUUCUUCAGGUUUACAUUUCACCUCACAGAGUAAAGAUUAUUGCACCUGAAAAUGCAAGCGAUUUGUGGAUCUGCUAGCUGAGAGAAAUCUUGAAACCAAAUCACCAGAUAAACUUUAUGUGCCAAACAAGAUUCUGAAAAGAGAUUUCUGUUAAAUUGUUGGAGACAAUGAACAAGCCAUGGGAAGAACUUUUUUUUAAACCUGGGAAGGAUAAUAAAAUUGUUUUUGAAGAUGCUGCUGCCAGUUAGUUGUCAUUUUUAGUUCAUCUGAUCUUUGUUACUGAAAUGAAGGAGGUGGUGGAAUGGUCAUCCAAAGAUGUGCUAGACUGGCUGACAGAGCAUGGCAUGCAAGAGUACACUGAUGCAUUUCAAAAUAAGCUUGAUGGCCCAGGCUUAUUAAAACUGUCUAAGGAGGAUUUCUGUAGGCCACCUUUGUCACUUGUUGCUUCGGACAAUGGCCAACAACUGCUGGAAAAAAUAGAAACACUAAAGAUGGAGCAUCACAUAGAAGUGCACAAGAAUGGUCAUGCCAAUGGUCACCUUAACAUGAGUUCCCUGAAUGCCGACAGCACGAAUGAUAUGCAUAAUAAAACCAAAAGAACUGGGUUGGCAAAUGGUUACCGAAAAGAAAUGGUUCAAAUCUCUAUGCCAGAACAAGAGUGGCUUCCAUCCUCUCUGGAAUGGUGGAAGACUGGUGUGGCUUUCCUUUAUGCACUUUUCUGUUUUCUACUUACAACAGUGAUGAUCUCAGUUGUCCAUGAACGUGUGCCUCCCAAGGAGGAACAGCCACCUCUACCAGACAAAUUUUUUGACUAUUUUGACAGGGUGGAGUGGGCCUUCUCCAUCUGUGAGAUUAAUGGCAUGAUACUUGUAGGAUUAUGGCUGGUUCAGUGGGUGCUAAUGGAGUACAAAUCCAUUGUGGGGAGGAGAUUCUUCUUCAUAGUUGGCACCCUGUAUUUGUACAGAUGUAUUACAAUGUAUGUGACAACACUCCCAGUGCCUGGCAUGCACUUCAACUGUUCUCCAAAGCUGUUUGGGGAUGUCGAAGCACAGUUUAGGAGAAUUAUGAAGAUGAUAGCUGGAGGUGGGCUGUCAAUCACAGGAGCGCACACCAUGUGUGGAGACUACCUGUACAGUGGGCACACUGUUAUGUUAACACUCACCUACUUAUUUAUCAAAGAAUAUUCUCCGAAAGAUUGGUGGUGGUAUCACUGGUCCUGCUGGGUUCUCAGUAUUGUUGGGGUUUUCUGUAUUCUUCUGGCACAUGAUCACUAUACCGUGGAUGUAGUGGUGGCAUAUUAUAUCACUACACGUCUUUUUUGGUGGUACCAUACCAUGGCUACACAGCAAGUAUUAAAGGAAGCCUCCAAGACUAAUUUUCUAUCCCAAGUGUGGUGGUAUAAAUUCUUUCGGUUUUUGGAAAGCAACGUUCAAGGCAUUGUACCUCUUACAUACCAUUUGCCAUUUUCCUGGCCAUCCAUUUCACAGUUCUUUGGGAAAAAAAUUAAAUACAGCAGAUUAGUGACUGAUACAUAACACUAGGUAACUUAGAGGACUGUGCAAAGUGCUGAAAAAUCCCUUUGAGCUGAUGCCAUUUUGAACUUUCUGCUAAUUCAUGUAUUGCAGCGUUUUUACUAAAGUGUUCCAAUUUAACUGGUCAGCACUGUGAUCUUUCCAAAGGACUAUAGAACAAAAGCAGUUGACAUGCACUAUAUAAUCUUUUGUUAAUUGUCUGUUUGUCUUUGAUAUUUGCCAUAAACGCAAUCACAUUCAGUUGUGUUUGAUAUUAACUGCAUCAGUGGCAAUUGUCCUGUCUGCUUGUGUUUUAUUUAGCCUGUUUGCAAAGGUGUCUGGGAUAAAUUGUAUUUUUUCAAUCAAAUUUAUCUUCUCAAUAAUUCAUGCCCCAAAGACUGGGCUUAAAGCCAUUCUCUUGAAACUCUUUAGCUAUAUAAGCAAAAUAGUUGGUAAAUAACAUGACUGGGUUCUGUAUGUAUUUUAGAACCAGUGUGGCAAAAGAAACUUAAGUGCAAAAACAUUUUAUAAAACUCAUCCUUGUUAUGUUAAAUGAAUGUGGCAGUGCAAAAAAAAUCAAAUCUUCACAGGAAUUUUCAACUGCUAAGAUGAAGUUUGCAUAGAACACUCAUAGCAAGAAUGAAAUCAUCACCGGGUGGAGGUUUUGACUGAUAGUUUUCUAGUGCCUUUUCUUGUCCUGAUUGUAUGGUCAGUAGGUGGUCUCAGAUAUAGUAUAUGAAAAUUCAAAAUCCUAUAUGUAUGUUACCUUGAGUAUUGAGUUAAUAAUUAACUGUUGCAGAAUUGCAAAAUGUAAGCUCAACAAUGAGCAUUCAAUUUUGUAGUUAUUAUUUCUGUGAUCCAUAUCUUGAAUACUUAGAGAUAUUGGGUGCAAAAUUAAAGAUGGUUAUAUUCAAUUCACUAACUGUGGGCAUGUCCUGUUAGCUAUAUUACUGCACAAGUAAAUUAUUUUAUUAUAUAAAUGGGAAGUAUGACAGCAAAUCCGUUGGUUUUUGACUUCCUUUUUAUAGAUUUUGCAUUUUUCUUAAAUAUCAAGUCAUAACAUGAAGGUGAAAUAAAUGUGUGCAGAGGUUAAUGUACUAGCAAAGUAUCUAUGCUCCUCUGAUUUGUUGGUAAAGCAGCUGCAGAGAUGCUCUAUUUCUAUAAAUUUUAUUAUAUUUGUGCAAAUAAUGCAUGUAGUCUUUAAAUCUCACCCAAAUCAGAAGUCGUGAAAAUGAAGUCUAUACUUGCCAAUGUGGGAAAUAGUUUUUUAUUGCAAAAUAUGAUCUCCAUUCUGUAUUUUAUGUGAAAGGAAAUUCUUUUCUGUAGUUUUGUGAAUACACAAGGUGAUAUUUGUAUUGUAAAACAAUUAUGAAGGAUGAACAAUAAAAAACUUUAAAUGUAAACAUU